GCCUUAACAGCAGCCGCAGUGCAGCAGCAGCAGCAACAGCAGCAGCAGCAGCAGCAGCAGCGGUGGUAACGACAACAGCAGGAGAAGAAGGAGGGAUAGGCGGUGCAGCUUUUCUUUUGCUGCUGUAUUAUACACACAAACCUUCGGAGCCCUCAGCUCUUAUAAAGAGUCUCGCUGCAGCAGCAGCAGCAGCAGCAACACCAGCAACAACAGCAGGAACAGCAGCAACAACAGCAGGAACAACAACAACAACAGUUGCAUCAACAGCAACAGAAGCAGCAACAGCAACAGCAAUAGCAAUAGCAAUAGCAAUAGCAUUAGCAACUGCAGCAGCAACAGCAACAGCUGUAGCAACAGCUGUAGCAACAGCAGCAGAGCAACACACGCAGCAGCAACAGAGGCAGCAACAGCAGCAGCAGCAGCCACCACUACUGUGGAAUUGCCUUCCAGGGCGAGGGAACAGCAGCAGCAGCAGCAGGGACAGCGGGAGCUGCAACAGCAGCAGCAGCAGCAGCAACAGCGGGAGCUGCAGCAGCAGCAGCAGCAGCAGCAGCAACAGCAGCAGGAGGCGGAAGGAUGGCGCUGUCAGGGGCUGUUACUGGCAAGAGCCAGGAACCGUAGAACGGCAGCAGCAGCAGCAGCAGCAGCAGCAGCAAGCAGCAGCAGCAGCAAGCAGCAGCAGCAGUAGCAGUAGCAGUAGCAAGGGGCUCAAUGUUUGCUGUUUUGUGAUGCAGACAGUUGACGGUGCUGCAGUGCUAGCGGAGCUGCAGCAGCUGAAACAGCAGCUGCAGGUGCAGCAGCAGCCGCUCGCUGCUGCUGCUCUACACUCUGCUUAUACAACCUUCAUCAGCAGCAGCAGCGACAGCGUGCAGCAACGAGAUGAACGCUGCGGCUCGCUGCUUCUGCUGCUGCUGCUGUCGAGGGGACAGUUGCUGGGAGGUGAAAAUAAACCCGAGAGAUUGCUGCUGCAGCACCGCAGCCAGGCUUUGCAAAGGGCUGCUGCAGCAGAAGAGCGGAGGCGACUAGAAGCAGCAGCAAGAGAAGAUUUGCUGCAGCUGAUGCAGCAGCAAGAUGAGCUGUACAGGGAGUCCCUCCGUAGCUGCAGCAGCAGCAACAGCAGCAGCAGGAGCAGCAGCAACAGCAGCCGCAGCAGCAACAGCAGUCUCGCUGAAGAACCGCGCCAGAGCCGCUGCUACUGCAUUGCCGUUGCAUGUGCUGCUGGUUUGCUGCUGCGUUUGCUGCUGUUCCUGCUGCAGCGAUUGAAGCCCUGUGAAGAUCUCAGCACCAAUAGUGCGGCAGCAGCAGCAGCAGCAGCAGCAGCAGGCAGUGUAGAUCGGUCGUACCGCGAGAUGGAGUGUCUCCUGGGGAGUAAUUCUCAAGAACAACGUGUUGUAAGCAGCAGCAGCAGCAGCAACAGCAGCAGCAGCAGCAACAGCAGCUGGGACCCGCUGCCUGUGGUGCUGGAGGUUAAUUCUUCUUUGCGGCUGCUGCAUCUGUCUCCUCAAGCUCUGCAGCACGGUGUUGCUGCCUUUCUUAGAGGGGCCUCAGCGGUGCUGCUGCUGCAGCUGCUGCUGCGCCGAGCGUUUGCUGCUGGGUACUCCAUAGAGCAGCUGCAGCAACAGCAGCAGCUGAAGCAGCAGCAACAGCAGCAACAGCAGCAGCAGCAGCAGCGUCUGCAGUCGCGCUUGCUGUGGGGAGCAGCAUCAACAGGUAUUGCGACGCAUGCAGCAGCAACUGCAGCAGCAGCGGCUGCUGCUGCUGCCGAGCAGCAGCAGCAGGACUUGCUGCCUCGAUCUCUUAUAGAGCUGCUGCUGCUGCGGCCGUUGCAGCAGCAACAGCAGCAGCAGCGCCCGACGACGGUUAAUGCGAGGACUUGGGUGCAGCAGCAGCAGCAGCAGCAGCAGCAGGGAGGGGGCCCUUGGAGCUGCUGUCUUGAGGCUUUUCUAUACGCUGUGCGGUUGAUGCUGCAGCAGUGGGAGGCGCAGCUGCUGCUGCUGCGGCUGCAGCAGCUGCAGCAGCUGCAGCAGGAAUGGCAUGUGCCCUAUGCAUGCGGGUUUCAUCCGUCUGCAGCAACAGCAGCAGCAGCAGCAGCAGGCCCUCUCCCCCCUUUACCUUCAACAACAGCAGCAGCAGCAGCAGCAGCAGCAGCAGAAAGCGGUGCAGCAGCAUCAGCAGCGUUUCCUGCUGCUGCAGUGCGACCCCUGACGUUGCUGUCGCUGCAGCAGCAGCUGCGCAGCAGUCUCCGCUGCUGGGAGGAGACAGCGCGUAUCUUGGAGAUGGCUUUGCAUGCGGCAGCAAGCAGCAGCAGCAACAGCAGCAGCAGCAGCAGCAGCAACAGGGCAACCCCAAGUGCUUCAGCGGUUUCAGGAGCCCUGCUGCAGCUGCUGCUGCAGCGGCUGCAGCAAGCAGAGCUACGGGGGGAUUUGUUGCAGCAGCGGUUGCUGCGGUUUCUGCUGUCUUUUGCUGCAGCUCCGCUGCUGCAGCAGAUUGAUCAGCUGCUGUGCUGCUGCUGCACCGCCAGCAUGCAGCAGCAGGUUUGCUGCGACCCGCCUCCUGCUGCUGCAGCUGCUGCUGCUGCAGCAGGGCUAGCUCCCAUCGGGAAUCUCCGAGGCAGCAGCAGCAGCAGCAGCUGUUGGUGGGGCGUGCUGCAGCAGUGCCUCAAUGAUGCUGCUGCUUCGGGGUGGUAUGCAGCAGCAGCAGCAGCAAUGAGGGGAGGCUCUGCUGCUCGGGGCUGCGCAGCCUUGGGGGGUCAGAGUAAGCGGCAGCAGCAGCAAGAGCUGCAGCAGCUGCUGCAGCACUGUCCUUGCACCACAGCAGCAGCAGCAGCAGCAGCAGAGGUAGCUACAGCAGCAGCAGGCACAGCUGGCUUUUCGAUUGAUAUAACAGCGGAGCUCCUAGACCUCGCGAGGGCCGAGCAGCAACAGCAGCAGCAAGCAGCAGCAGCAGAGAGCAACCCUUGCUGCUGCGGCAGCGACUGCAGCAGCAACUGCAGCAGCAACUGCAGCAGCUCGAAUGAGGCCGUGCUGACGUCGGACUUCCUGCAGCAGCUGUCAAGACACUUCAGCAAAUGGCGCUCUGUGCCCUGCAGCAAACUGCAGCAGCAGCAGCAGCAGCAGCAGCAGAGGCAGCAGCAGCAGCAGCAGCAGCAAUAUAGUAAAAAGGCACGGGGAAGAGGCAUUGCGCUGCCUGCGUUGCUUGCCUCUUCAACCGCCAGCAGCACAACGUCUUUUAACAGCAGCAGCAGCAGCAGCAGCAGCAGCGAGUCGGAGGGUGAGGACGCGUACAAGCUUGUGCUGGCAGCAACAACAGACUCCCGCCUGCAGCAGCUGCAGCAACAGCAGCAGCAGCAGCAGCAGCAGCAAGAACCGCAGGAGGACGAGCAAGAGCAGCAGCAGCAGCAGCAGCAGCAGCAGCAGGAGCUAGUGCUUCCGUCAACUUUGCUGCUGCAGCAGCUGCUUGUACAGCCAUUGAAGGAGCUACGAAUUUGCUCGCAGCAGCUGCUGCUGCUGGAGACGCUGCAGAGGGGUUUUGCCUUAGAACAAAUUGCUGCUCUUAGGGCCCUCUUCUCCCUGCAGGAUGAGGCUUUGCUGCUGCCGGUGCUGCGGCUGCUGUUUGAACGAGUGCAUGCGCCUUUGGCACAUGUAGACCCGCUGCUGCUGAACAGUUUGCUGCAGGAGGCCUUCUGCAGCAGCAGCAGCAGCAGCAGCAAGGGGCAGCAGCAGCAGCAGCAGCAGCAGCAAGGUUUCCAUCCGUUGGGAAUGCUGCAGCUGCCCAGCGCGAAGGCCUUGACAGCAGAAGCACCAGUAGCAACAACCACUGCAGCAACAGCAGCAACAACAGCAACCGCAGGGGGAGCAGCAGCAGCAGCAACAGCAACAGCAGCAGCAGCGAGAUUCAACACGGAGAGCAUAGCCUGGCAGCUGCAUGCACGCAUGCGGGCUGCGUUGAGCGCAGUAGCUGGGCUGGUAAGCACGGACAGCAGCAGCAGCAGCAGCAGUGGCAGCAGCAGCAGCAACUGCAGCAGCAGCAGCAGCAGCAGCUUGGCGAGACGAGUUGAAGCUGGGCGUGCUGCGGUGUACGAGGACCUCUUCUCUGUUCAGAGGCAGCAGAAAGCGCUGCAGGGUUUAACUGUCUCCUUAGAGGAGACACCUUAUAUUCUUAGGGCUGAGCAGCAAAAGUCUCUUGCCUUCGCAUGCAUGCAGGUGAAGCAGAAGGGACCUCAGGGUAACAGCCCCACAGUAUUAUCUGCUGCUGCUCUCGCUGCUGCUGCUGCUAUCUUAGCAUUCAAUAUUGAAACACGCAGAUCGGUAUUAACAGCGGAGCAUCUGCUGCAGGUGUCUCCUGGGUUUGCUGCUGCCUUCCAGCAGCAGCGGCGCCACCGCAGCAGCAGCAGCAGCAGCAGCAGCAGCAGCAGCAGUGUGGUAUUCCGCUUCUAUGGGGUGGUGUUAGCAGCAAGACAGGAGCUGCUGCAUCUGCUGCAUGCACUCAAUCAACAUGUGGGGCUGUGUAUAUUUGCUGCUGAGGUGCCGCUGCUGCUGCUGCUGCUGCGGUGUACGAACACAGAGCAGCUUGCAGUGUAUCAUUUCCAGCAUUUGCUGCUGCUGCUGGCAGUCUUGUUGGUGCCGCUGUCUCCUGCUGCAGCAGCAGCAGCGGAGGCAGAUGCAGCAGCAGCAGCAUCAGCGGCCGCUGCAGCAGCUGCUCCUGGCGGCGGUAGCGCAGCAGCAGCAGCAACAGCAGCAGCAGCAGCAGCAGCAGCAGCAGGAGUCAUCCCCUCUUCACCGCUCAGCUUUGCUACCAAUGUAGCAGCAGCACCGCACAUCCUUACUCUGCUGCGAGCGCCUC
This is a messenger RNA of Eimeria acervulina, 4842 nucleotides long. RefSeq lists its product as hypothetical. The record is from RefSeq and is a predicted model, not a curated record. The transcript is spliced from 7 exons. The annotation marks the transcript as partial. NCBI's taxonomy places the organism in Eukaryota, Apicomplexa, Conoidasida, Eucoccidiorida, Eimeriidae.